AUAGGUUCUCAUGAGCGUCCUGUGCAGCUAAGAGGAUUUAAAGAUCCGAUUAUGUCUUCUUUGCUCAUUUGUGUGAUACCAUGUUGGUGUAACGUUUCUACAGAAAAACCUCGCAGCCUCCUUUUACAGGCCGUAAAUUUGGAGGAAAUAAAGCGAGAAAGUCGGAAAACAUGAGCAGCGGAGCGGGCAUCGACUACAGCGCCUGGGACCACAUCUACGUAUCUGACGAUGAAGAUACCACCAGUCCCUUCGUUGACACGCCGAGCUUGUUCAGAAUGAGACACCGGGCCCGGCUGGAGAAAAUGGCUGGGUUUCAGCAAAGAGGUGAAGAUCUGGAAAAUAAUUACUCAGAAUGCCAGAGGCUACUAGAGGAAGCCCAGGGACGACUGAAAGACCUGGAGAAAAGGGUAAAGGAUGGAGAGGAGGAUGAGGACAGAGAAAGUGAGCUAAAGAAAGUCCAGGCUGAGGUGAAGAAACUAAAGAAGGAUGAAAAGUCAUUUAGGAAAUUGUUAGAGAAACACAGACGAGAAGAAAAGAAACUACCCUGGAAUGUUGAUACAAUCAGCAAAGAAGGUUUCAGCAAGAGUGUUGUCAACAUCAAGCCUGUGACAAAGGAGGAAACACAGAAAGAAAAGGUGGAGAAGCACAAGACCUUUGUGGAGAAGUACAAACAAGAGAUUAAACACUUUGGCAUGUUGAGGCGUUGGGAUGACAGUCAGAAGUAUCUCUCAGACAAUCCACAUCUGGUGUGUGAGGAGACGGCUAAUUGCCUCAUUGUCAUCUGUAUCGACUUUGAGAUAGAUGAGAAACACGCCCUCAUGGAACAAGUUGCCCAUCAAGCCAUCGUCAUGCAAUUCAUCUUGGAUUUGGGUCAGACUCUAAGUGUUGACCCAAGAGGCUGCUUUAGACAAUUCUUCUCAAAGAUCAAGACUGCAGAUAAGCCAUACAGAGAUGCAUUUGACCAUGAACUGGAGACGCUGAAGGAUCGGGUCCGUAAAUGUGCACAGAUCCAAAUGGAGAGCGCUAUGAAGGAGCUGGAGGAGGAAGAGAAGCAGAAGAGACUGGGCCCAGGUGGUUUAGAUCCUGUGGAGGUCUAUAAAUCACUGCCAAAGGAAAUACAGAGAAGCUUUGAUGAGAAGAACAUGCAGAUGUUGCAGGAAGCUAUGGACAAGCUGGACCCUGAGGAAGGAAGAUACCACCUAAAGAGGUGUAUUGACUCUGGAUUGUGGGUCCCUGAUUCAGGAGAGGGUGAUGAUGAAGAAGAGGAAGAUUAAAAAUGAUCCUCUGCCCAAUCAUUUAAAGAUGAAUUUUUAUGUUGUGUAAUUUGCUUGUGGCUUUGUUAGUUUGUGGGUAUUUGACAACUCUUCUUAUGUUUCAUGUCCCACAGUUUAUAAGUGACGCAUCAUUCAUGAACACAAUAUGCCGCUAUAAAUAAUGUUUGUCAAACUAUCAAUCUACUUAAAUAAUGUUUAACCUAUUCAGUUAAAAGUGUAGAUGUAUAGCAUAUUUUUCUGUAAAUGUUAAUAUUAGCGCAUGAAUUAGACAGAGAUCAGAAAGUUCUCUCAUUUUUUCUGCAACCAAGUAAACAAAAUGAGAUAUUUGUCUGUAUUAAUAUUGUAGAUGAUUACUUGCAUAUUUAUGGUUAUUAAUAACCUUUACAAAAGCCGCAAUUGGUAAUGUUUUACACAGGGUAUAUUUCCACCACGUCCUGCCUCAGCUCAUGAAUAAAGUGGAUGAGCAAUGGUCUUAGAUUUUUUUUUUACAGCCCUUAUUAAUUAAACAUGGAGAAAAGUAAUCAUACAAAUGCCACUGAAAUGCAAAAUGUUCAGAUUGCCAUUGAAAUAUCACUGGCCAGUAGUUGUGUUCAGUUAAAUCUGGCGUUCAAAUGGGAUAAAUGGCGCCACCUUGAGGCUGUGCAGAGGUAGACAGUUCAAUCUGAAGCCUGUGAAGUCAAAGGGUCUGAGUUCUUCUACUUUAUUUUGCAGUCAUUGUUGGACUGCCAAAUAAUAUUAAUAUACGUCAUUGCACCUGUCCACAUAUACGUGUUUUUGUUUGUUUUUUGGUAUUUUGUUUUGUAUUUUUGGUAUAAAUUUCGAGAGUGCUCUGUAGGGACUGUCCAUUGGACAACAUGACAAAACAAAUAUACAAGAAUGUGGGCUAUUAUAAUGUAUUAAUUACAGGAUCUUUUUAGAAAAAUAUAUUUUUAUUGAUUUAGAAAAAAUUCACAGAAGAGUAAAGGCACCUGCAGAAACAUAACAAACUCGUGAAAAAACUAACAAAUAAUACAUAUACCAUACGUCCACACAUACAUAUACACUCAAUGAAACUAUGGGAACAAUGUGCAGAAACUACAGAUGUUUAAGAAAACACCUCCUUCACUUUCACUGAAACCUCAGGCCUCACAUAAUUUAGGUAAGGUUUCCAGAUUUUAAAAAAGAAGUCUGUCUUUUAGAACAGGACAGUGUAGUUUCUUAUAUUGAGAUGCUAUGGCUCUUCUUGGAAGUCCCAAAAUAAAAAAAAAUUGAGGGUCCAUUUCCAACUUGACUCUAAACAUGGUCCCCGUUUCCAGUAAGACAUCAGACCAAUCUUUUGCAACUUGUAGCAUGACCAAAACAGUAUGUAAGAGUACCUACUUCCAUUUAUUACAGGAUUUUAACAUGUUUUUAUAAUGACAAAAAAGUUUAUGUGAGAUCUAUUAUGUUUGGAGAGAGAGGCCUUUCCAUGAUAGAAACAACAGCCAUAAACAAGUAAUAAUUUUCUUUUUUAAUAGUUCAGUUUUCCCACUUUCUCAGCUUGCUUCAGCAUUUUUUUUUUAAAGAAAGAAACGUGAGAUUGUUUAGACGGAGUGACUAUAAACAGAUUAAAAUCUGUGCAAAUAUUCUCGUUAGGUUUUUGUUACCCUUGUGGA
Molecule: messenger RNA, 2908 nt
Organism: Melanotaenia boesemani (Boeseman's rainbowfish)
Lineage: Eukaryota; Metazoa; Chordata; Actinopteri; Atheriniformes; Melanotaeniidae
Gene: cdc37
Product: cell division cycle 37 homolog (S. cerevisiae)
Exons: 8
Coding region: 171-1274 (367 amino acids)
Biological process (GO): protein folding; protein stabilization
Cellular component (GO): cytoplasm
Molecular function (GO): heat shock protein binding; protein kinase binding; protein-folding chaperone binding
Source: RefSeq, a predicted model, not a curated record